AUGCAAUUGAAACGGCCCAUAGAUUUAGGACAACCAUUAGACUCUGUUUAUGGUGUCAAAUAUCUAUGGCUGAAUUGGAGUGUCGUUGGCAUGAAUCCACCCGCCAGCAUAUCUAGUUUAUGGCUCCUACUCUACUACAUGUAUUCUGCAGUAAUUAAUUUUCUAGGCAGCUUCUGUUUGCCAGCCUCAAUGUUGGCAAAUCUCUUUUUUAUUAACUCAUGGCAAGCAUUGGUGGGUAAUCUUUCAUUAAGCAUCACCAUUUCCAUGGCAACAUUGAAACAAUUGGUCGUAUUGCGGCAUCGUCGACGUCUACUGAAAUCGAAUGGAUUUUUAAAACCCCUAGAUGAGCGCAGUAGUCACCAUCCCCAGGAUCGUAUGGAUAUAUUGAAUGGCAUACGUACAUGUCAUCUAUACUAUGUGAGUUAUAUGACGACAUAUAUAUUUUGUGCUGUGGGCUUUUCCUAUGUUGGUUGGUCCAAUCAUCAAUUGAUAUAUAAUUCUUGGUUUCCCACCAUUUUCGCCAACUCCCAGUCGAACUAUUUGUUAGCAUUUUCGCAUCAAAUUAUGGCUCAAAUGGUUUUAGUCUUUCAAAAUGGCAAUAAUGAUAUAUAUCCAAUGUGUUACUUAUCUUUGGUUACUGCUCAUUUGGAGAGUUUGGCGAAUCGUAUAAGCAGAAUUGGAAUGGAAAAAAGGCAACGUUCGGUUGCAGAAAAUAUCGAAGAGUUGAGAUUGUGUAUUUUGGAUCAUAAGAAUCUGUUGGGUUAUUUCGAGUGCAUACGACCGGUCAUUUCGAUCACCUUGUUUCUUCAAUUCUUCAUUACCGCCUUUGUGCUCUGUCUGACAGCCAUCAAUAUAAUUGCCUUCAAUCAUGAUUUAACACAGCAGUUUUUCGUCAUUGUCUAUUUGGUCAUCGUAUUGAUCCAAGUGUUCCCCUGCUGCUGGCACGUCAAUGUGCUAAUGCACAAGAGUGACCUGCUGACGACGGCCAUGUACAGCUGCAAUUGGAUGGAUCAGAAUCAGGAAUUUCGCAAAAUGUUAAUAAUUUUCAUGCAACGCUCGCAGAAGACAAACACAAUAUUGGCUGGUAAUUUGGCACCGGUAACGUUGCAGACAUUUUUGGCGAUAUUACGCAUUUCAUUUUCAAUGUUUACGAUUUUUAGUAAAGUGUAG
This is a messenger RNA of Calliphora vicina (urban bluebottle blowfly), 1170 nucleotides long. RefSeq names its product odorant receptor 2a-like. Gene Ontology annotation, biological process: sensory perception of smell; detection of chemical stimulus involved in sensory perception of smell. Bases 1 to 1170 code for a protein of 389 amino acids. The record is from RefSeq and is a predicted model, not a curated record. Lineage: Eukaryota; Metazoa; Arthropoda; Insecta; Diptera; Calliphoridae. Gene Ontology annotation, molecular function: odorant binding; olfactory receptor activity. Gene Ontology annotation, cellular component: plasma membrane. The transcript has 3 exons.